This is a messenger RNA of Dicrocoelium dendriticum, 706 nucleotides long. Lineage: Eukaryota; Metazoa; Platyhelminthes; Trematoda; Plagiorchiida; Dicrocoeliidae. The record is from the annotation of a GenBank genome assembly.
CUUUGCUUGACUUUCGCCAUGAUGGCGCACACCAGUAGUUUGCGCCCGUUCUCGCCGAUAGCGUGCUGCCAUGGAGUCUGACGGUGUUAUUGUUGAACCUGCUCACCCUGUUUCUGAGGACAAUGUUUCAAAAGUUGACGAUUUAAAGCGAAGGUCUAAAGGUGAUGGUACUGAGAAUGGCGAUGCUACGUCAAACGGUCAGACCGAAGAACCGAUCGUUAAGAAAGCUAAAGUUGUGGACAUUCCUGAGAAAAUUGCUGAUGAAGGUCCUGAUCAAAGCGGUGAUAAAGAAGAAUCCUCAGACAGCAACGGGACUACGGAAUCUAAGGUCUCCGAUGCUGAUGAACACGACGAAGGAACCAAAGCAGAGGAUGAACUGAACGGUAGCUUGGAGGCGAAGGAUACUAAAUGCCCUGACUCCGACGACGAACAGUCCGCUCCAAACUCUGAGAGCAAUGAGGAAGACAAAGAAUAACUAUCUGCAUUUUUAACUCACUGCAUUUACACUUUUUGAUAACACUUUUCAUCGUUUAUAACACCGCACUGUCUUCUCCUCGGUUGUUGACUCCCGAGAUCGGCGUAUAUAUGCACAUUUUGUCAAUAUUGUUGAGACGCUGAUCUUUGUCCCUGAGGCUUAUUCAGCGUCAAUUUGGAGCAUUGUCGUUCACCUGCAUAUACGAGAAUUUCAUAAAACAAUUUUAGCCGG